ACGCGCAGUCAGCUGCUGUCUGUUUACUGCGGAUGUGGAGGUAGCCGGGGUCCGAGAGGAGCUCAGGCUGGAGCUGACGAGAUGGAGCCUGGAGGCGGCGGCGGCGGCGAAGCGGGCGCCGGGGACAGCGACAUCUGCUGCCUGUCCUACAACCAGGACUGCACGUCGCUGGCGAUCGGGAUGAGAACAGGGUACAAGCUUUUCUCUCUUUCCUCGGUGGAUCAGCUCGACCUCGUCCAUGAAAGUUAUGACCUCUCAGAAGUCUACAUCGUUGAGCGCCUCUUCUCCAGCAGUCUCGUGGUGGUCGUCAGUCACUCCAAGCCUCGCCAAAUGAACGUCUUCCACUUCAAGAAAGGGACCGAAAUCUGCAACUACAACUACUCCGCCAACAUCUUAUCCAUCAGACUGAAUCGGCAGAGACUGGUGGUGUGUCUGGAGGAGUCGGUUUACAUCCAUAAUAUCAAAGACAUGAAGCUGCUGAGAACUCUGCUGGACACCCCCAAAAAUCCCACCGGUCUCUGUGCUCUAUCGAUUAACCAUUCCAACUCCUACCUGGCAUACCCUGGCAGUGCCUCUAUGGGCGAGAUCAUGGUAUAUGAUGCCAACAUACUGAAAAUAGAAUGCACAAUCCCGGCCCAUGACAGCCCCCUCGCUGCCAUCGCCUUCAACUCCACAGGGACCAAACUGGCCAGUGCAUCGGAGAAGGGUACCGUGAUUCGGGUAUUCUCCAUCCCCGAGGGCCAGAGACUGUAUGAGUUCAGGAGAGGAAUGAAGAGAUACGUUAACAUCAGCUCCCUGGUAUUCAGCAUGGACUCUCAGUUCCUUUGUGUGUCCAGCAAUACGGAGACCGUGCACAUCUUCAAACUGGAGCAUGUACCAGAAAGAUCAGAGGAAAACUCUUCUUGGAGCGGCUAUAUGGGAAAGAUGUUCAUGGCUGCCUCAACCUACCUCCCAGCUCAGGUGUCAGACAUGAUGAACCAGGACCGCGCCUUCGCCACUGUCCGUCUCAGCUUCUCUGGGCAGAAAAAUGCGUGUACUCUGGUGACGAUACAGAAACUGCCACGGCUCCUGGUGUCCUCUUCCAGUGGCCUUCUCUACAUCUAUAACCUGGAUCCACAAGAUGGUGGCGAGUGUGUUUUAAUAAGGAAGCACAGCCUCCUCAGUUUGGAGAAGCCAGAAUCUGGUGAUGUGGAGACUCCGGCGCCGGUAUCUUACGCAGCCACUGUGGCCAGAGCGAGCGGUGUCCCCUCCACAUCCACUGUUGCAGGAUACUCGGAGGAUGGAGGCGCCCUUCGUGGCGAGCUGCUUCCAGAACACGAGUUUGCUGUGGGUCCAGUGCAGCUAGAUGAUGAGAAAGAGUUUCCUCCUAUAAAUUUGUGCCGUGGAGGUCAGAGAGAUUUGCCGUGACUAGCUGCCAAAAAGUCGAAGAGCGCACGCACUGGAGUGCGAACGAAGGAUGGGCGAGGUGACAGGGUGUGGGAAAGGUCACCGCCGCCACCUUUCAU
This is a messenger RNA of Bufo bufo (common toad), 1505 nucleotides long. RefSeq names its product WD repeat domain, phosphoinositide interacting 1 (gene WIPI1). NCBI's taxonomy places the organism in Eukaryota, Metazoa, Chordata, Amphibia, Anura, Bufonidae. The record is from RefSeq and is a predicted model, not a curated record. Gene Ontology annotation, cellular component: phagophore assembly site membrane; extrinsic component of membrane; cytosol. The coding region runs from base 82 to 1407 and encodes 441 amino acids. Gene Ontology annotation, biological process: nucleophagy; protein localization to phagophore assembly site; protein lipidation. Gene Ontology annotation, molecular function: phosphatidylinositol-3,5-bisphosphate binding; phosphatidylinositol-3-phosphate binding; protein binding. The transcript has 13 exons.